Messenger RNA from Closterium sp. NIES-65, 303 nucleotides. The record is from the annotation of a GenBank genome assembly. NCBI's taxonomy places the organism in Eukaryota, Viridiplantae, Streptophyta, Zygnematophyceae, Desmidiales, Closteriaceae.
AUGGCAAGGGCAAAGGGGGCAAGGGAGCGGGUGGAGCUAGAGGGGGGGGUGGGCGGGGGAGGUGGGGGUGGCGGGGGGAGUGGGGGUGGCGGUGGAGGUGGUGGCGGGAGUGGAGGUACUAGUGGAUGCGGUGGAGGCGGAGGUGGCGGCGGAGGAGGUAGCGGAGGAGGCGGGGGUGAGGGUGCCGGUGGGGGCGUGGCGGUGGAGACGGGGGUUGCGGUGGAGGCGGGGGUGGCGGUGGCGGCGGGGGUCGGGGUGGCUCGUCUCAGCGGAGCAGCUCUGGGGGUGGUGUGUCCCAGGUAG